AUGGACGCGUGGGCCGUUCAAUUCGGGAAUGCUUCCAAAGUCAGCCCCUUCGAGGGCGAACAAUACCACAUUGCCCCCAAAUGGGCGUUCUACCUGCAGGCAGCUUUCAUGGGCUUUGUAUUUAUCGUGGGCACACCUAUGAACGGAAUCGUCCUCUUCGUUACGAUGAAAUACAAGAAACUCAGGCAGCCUCUCAACUACAUCUUGGUGAACAUCUCCCUAGCAGGCUUCAUUUUCGACACGUUCUCUGUAAGUCAAGUAUUCGUCUCCGCUGCUAGAGGUUAUUACUUUCUCGGGCCUACGUUGUGUGCGAUGGAAGCGGCAAUGGGAUCGAUUGCAGGUCUUGUGACAGGAUGGUCCUUGGCUGUUCUGGCUUUCGAGAGAUAUGUGGUCAUCUGCAAACCCUUCGGAAGCUUCAAGUUCGGACAAGGCCAGGCUGUCGGAGCUGUGGUGUUCACCUGGAUCAUUGGUACCUGCUGCGCUUCACCUCCCUUCUUUGGAUGGAGCAGAUACAUUCCUGAGGGUCUUGGCACUGCAUGCGGACCUGACUGGUACACAAAAAGCGAGGAGUACAACUCAGAGAGCUACACUUACUUCCUGCUCAUCACCUGCUUCAUGAUGCCAAUGACCAUCAUCAUUUUCUCCUACUCACAGCUCUUGGGAGCCCUGCGCGCCGUUGCAGCCCAGCAGGCCGAGUCAGAGUCCACCCAGAAGGCAGAGAGAGAAGUAUCCAGGAUGGUUGUUGUGAUGGUUGGCUCUUUCGUGCUUUGCUAUGCUCCUUAUGCCGUCACCGCCAUGUAUUUUGCCAAUUCCGAUGACCCAAACAAGGAUUACCGCCUGGUCGCCAUCCCUGCUUUCUUCUCAAAGAGCUCCUGCGUGUAUAAUCCCCUAAUCUACGCCUUCAUGAACAAACAGUUCAAUGCCUGCAUCAUGGAGACUGUAUUUGGCAAGAAGAUUGAUGAGUCCUCAGAGGUUUCCAGCAAGACCGAAACCUCAUCUGUGUCUGCAUAA
Molecule: messenger RNA, 1011 nt
Organism: Danio aesculapii
Lineage: Eukaryota; Metazoa; Chordata; Actinopteri; Cypriniformes; Danionidae
Gene: opn1sw1
Product: opsin 1 (cone pigments), short-wave-sensitive 1
Exons: 5
Coding region: 1-1011 (336 amino acids)
Biological process (GO): G protein-coupled receptor signaling pathway; phototransduction; visual perception
Cellular component (GO): membrane; photoreceptor outer segment
Molecular function (GO): G protein-coupled receptor activity
Source: RefSeq, a predicted model, not a curated record